AUGUCAAAACCACCAAACUACUCCUUCCCGCGUCCCUUACUGCUUGCGAGCCAGCUGCAGAUCUACCAGCAGGCGCGCAGCAACGAUGUGGACUCGGACGACAGCGACAGUGACAUGAGCCUGCCCGAGAUCAACGAGAAGCAGAGCUGCAUUGAGACGGAGAAGAGGAGAUUCCCGUAUUGGAUUUGUCCGGUUGUGUGUGCGUUUGUUUGGUUUGUGAUGAAUUGGGUGUUGAUGAUAACGUGGCUGGCGCAGGGGUCGCCAGUGUAUAAGAGUAUGGGCGGCGGGCAGACGGUUGCGUAUAUCUCCGAUAUAGGAGCAAGCAUGCUUAAACCACUCUUCGUAAUCGGCUGCACAGUAACCAGUAUAACAUUCUUCUCAUCUCUCUACGCCAUCCACCGAAACCAACGCCGCCUCGAAACAUCCGUCGAUAUCGCCGCCAUCGGCGCCGGCGGCCUCGGUGCGGUCUCGCUCAUCCUCCUCAGUAUCUUCGACACGGCCUCGUUCCCGCGCUUCCAUAACGGCUUUCUGUGUCUCUUUAUGCUUGGCGUGAUAUUCUCCGCCGUCUUCACAACACUGUCCUACCGAGUUCUCGGCACAGCAUUUAUUGAGCGCGCAGUUCUCAAGACUAGUUACCAGAUUAAACAGUGGAUCGUUAUUAUCGAAGUCCCUCUGACGAUAGCGAUGGCGGUACUCAUGAUAAUAGAUAAAGACAACAUUGCGGCGGUGCUGGAGUGGCUGAUUUCCUUCGUAUUCACGGCGUAUGUGCUCUCGUUCUAUCUAGAACUGCGGCCACGGUCAAGAACGAUGGAGGGCAAGGAGCUGCUACGCGAGAGAUCGCUGUGGGAGAGGAGGAAUCGGAGGCCUAUUAGUGUGAUUACUUCGAUGAAGGUAUAG
Morchella importuna is the source of this 897-nucleotide messenger RNA. RefSeq lists its product as uncharacterized. Lineage: Eukaryota; Fungi; Ascomycota; Pezizomycetes; Pezizales; Morchellaceae. The coding region runs from base 1 to 897 and encodes 298 amino acids. The record is from RefSeq and is a predicted model, not a curated record. Gene Ontology annotation, cellular component: plasma membrane. The transcript is spliced from 7 exons.